Messenger RNA from Prunus armeniaca (apricot), 243 nucleotides. NCBI's taxonomy places the organism in Eukaryota, Viridiplantae, Streptophyta, Magnoliopsida, Rosales, Rosaceae. The record is from the annotation of a GenBank genome assembly.
AUGAGCAGCAGCGGCGGCACAACAGAUGGAGGGGUUUCAGUGCCGAUGGGCCUACUACCCGGAUUUAGGUUCUCUCCCACCGAAGAGGAACUGCUUUCCUUCUACUUGAAGAAGAAGAUAGCGGGCGAGGACUCUGAAUUCAGCGACAUCAUCCCUGAAAUCAACGUGUGCGAGCGCGAGCCUCGUGAUCUGCCUGGUAACCCGUUAAUCAUUUCAAAUGUUACUCUGUUUUUGUUUCUAUAA